UCUCCCCAUCAACACGCUCGAAUCCAAAAUCUCCAGAGGCCAAGAAGAGAGAGAGAAACCAUGGACGCCUUGGCUUCGCAGGCGGCCAUAGCCCAGAAGACAUGGGAGCUCGAGAACAACAUCCUCUCCACCACCGCCGGCGCCGGCGCCGGCGACCCUUCCAAGCCUGACCAGUCCGACUCCAUCUUCUUCUACGACGAAGCCGGCCAGGCCAAGUUCCAGCAGGACAAGCCGUGGUCCAACGACCCCCACUACUUCAAGCGCGUCAAGAUCUCCGCCCUCGCCCUCCUCAAGAUGGUCGUCCACGCCCGCUCCGGCGGGACCAUCGAGGUCAUGGGCCUGAUGCAGGGGAAGACCGACGGCGACGCCAUCAUCGUCAUGGACGCCUUCGCCCUCCCCGUCGAGGGCACCGAGACUAGGGUUAACGCCCAGGCCGAUGCGUACGAGUACAUGGUCGAUUAUUCGCAGACCAACAAGCAGGCUGGGAGAUUGGAGAAUGUUGUUGGUUGGUACCAUUCGCAUCCUGGAUAUGGAUGCUGGCUCUCCGGUAUUGAUGUUACGACGCAAAUGCUCAACCAGCAGUUUCAAGAACCCUUUUUGGCUGUUGUCAUCGAUCCCACGAGGACUGUGUCUGCGGGUAAAGUGGAGAUCGGGGCAUUCAGGACAUAUCCAGAAGGAUAUAAGCCUCCGGAUGACCCUGUUUCCGAGUAUCAAACUAUUCCUCUAAAUAAAAUCGAGGACUUUGGCGUGCACUGUAAACAGUAUUAUGCUCUCGAUAUCACUUAUUUUAAGUCCUCUCUUGAUUCCCACCUCCUGGAUCUGUUGUGGAACAAGUAUUGGGUGAACACUCUUUCAUCUUCACCCUUAUUAGGAAACGGAGACUAUGUUGCUGGACAGAUUUCUGAUCUAGCCGAAAAGCUGGAGCAAGCAGAAAAUCAGUUGGCACAUACUCGCUUCGGGCCAUUGAUAGCACCUCCUCAGAGAAAGAAAGAGGAAGACUCUCAACUCACCAAGAUUACUCGUGAUAGUGCAAAAAUAACGGUAGAGCAAGUGCAUGGCCUAAUGUCACAGGUUAUCAAGGAUAUUCUUUUCAAUUCUGUCCACCAAUCCCAAAAAUCCUGCUCAGAGCCAUCUGGGCCUGAACCCAUGGUUGAGACCUGAUGCCGACAUCCAUGUGUUACCGCAGCCGAUGCAUACAUUUCCUCCGGCCUUCAUUUGCGGUAGACUAUGAUGAGGUUGAAUCCAAGGGAAUCAACUAGGAUGCACAUUUUUCAUGGAUAAUGAUUUUGUAAAUUAUCCAGCAUCAUGUCAAAUUGGUUGGAUUUUAUGGUGGCUGAUGAGAGGUGACUGGUGGACAGCGGUGGAUCAUUAGAUACAAACAUUUAAGUAGGGGUAGUUGAAAUGAGAUGUCCUUGGAAGUCCUUGGCAAUGCAGGCGUAUUUCGGGUCUUCUUGGUUCUUAACCCUUGCAACUUUGGGUUUGUUCUGGAAGAAGUGUACUUUCAACUCUGAUCUUCUUUCGAACGGGGGACGAGUAUGACAUAACUCCUGCCGUGAUUCUCAAGUGUUUGACACUGGCAUCCGACUUGGUAUCAUCUCUGCUUCUGAGGCUGGCUACGGCUACCAUGUUAUGCGUCCGUCUGAAUUUUUUUAGCAUAGUGUGAGCUAUUCCCUUGAUCUUUUAACUAUGAGAAAUAGUCUAAUCUUCUGGGCAGACUAUGGCCCUGUCUA
This is a messenger RNA of Syzygium oleosum, 1730 nucleotides long. RefSeq names its product COP9 signalosome complex subunit 5a-like. Gene Ontology annotation, biological process: protein deneddylation. The coding region runs from base 61 to 1161 and encodes 366 amino acids. The record is from RefSeq and is a predicted model, not a curated record. Gene Ontology annotation, molecular function: protein binding; deNEDDylase activity; metallopeptidase activity. NCBI's taxonomy places the organism in Eukaryota, Viridiplantae, Streptophyta, Magnoliopsida, Myrtales, Myrtaceae. The transcript has 6 exons. Gene Ontology annotation, cellular component: COP9 signalosome; cytoplasm.